UGGUUCUCUCUGCAGAUCCCAUGGACUGUGAGAAUGGCACAGAUGUUGCUGAGUUUGUCCUUCUGGGUUUUUCCUCCCAGCCUGAAGAGCAGCCCUUCUACUUCCUACUCUUUCUGCUGAUGUAUGGGGCAGGGCUUCUGGGCAACGUCAUGAUGAUCAUUCUCAUCUCUCUGGAUGCCCGACUCCAGACUCCCAUGUACUUCCUGCUGCGUAGCCUCUCCAUGGUGGACAUGGGCUUCAUCUCAGUCACAGUGCCCCAGAUGCUGGCUCACAUCAUCUCCACGUCCAAGACUAUCCCUUUCUACUCCUGUAUGGCUCAGUUCUUCUUCUUCUAUGUUUUUGGUGUGACUGACCUUCUAAUGGUGAGUGUCAUGGCUCUGGAUCGCUAUGUUGCAAUUUGCAAUCCACUGCACUACACUACGGUAAUGAACCAGAAGGUCUGUGGACACUUGGUAGCCGGCUGCUGGAUUAUUUCUACCCUCCACUCCAUGCUCCAUGCUGGCCUCCUCCUGCGUCUCAGUUACCGUGGAGACAACCACUUGGCCCACUUCUUCUGUGACCACGACCCUUUGCUGCAGCUGUCCUGCUCAGACACCAGCAUCAAUGAAACAGCCAUCUUCUUUGAAGGUGGACUUAUCAUCCUUGGACCCUUUGUCUUCAUUAUCCUCACUUAUGUCCGCAUUGUGGUGGCUGUCAUGAGGUUGUCUUCCUCGGGGAGGCGCAAAGCUUUCUCCACCUGUGGCUCCCAUCUCACUAUGGUGGUGCUCCUCUAUGGGGCCAUCAUUGGUGUCUACUUCCAACCUGCCUCCAAUUACUCAGCUCAAAGAGGAGCAGUCUUUGCUAUCAUGUACACUGUAAUCACCCCAAUGUCCAACCCUUAUGUCUACAGCCUAAGGAAUAAAGAUGUGAAAGGAGCCCUUAGACACCUCCUGGGAAAGAGAGUCUUUUCUCAACAGCAACCGUGAGAGUUAACAUGUUCCUUCCAUUCCCACUGUGUCCACUACUAUGGAGGUGGGAAAGUGGAUCCCCCCACCCCCUACAGAUUAUGCAGUCAUAUGACAUUCUGUCACCACCAGUCUGUAGGCCCUUUUGAAAGUGCACUGUCCCUAUCGCAGCUGAUCUUAGUGGAGCUCACUGUCAAGACCAGUCAACUGAUGGGUGCUGACAGUGAGCCCCACUUGCAAAUGAACAGGUGGGAGCUCACUUUAUGACCCCAUUUUUUCCUUUGGAGCUGCAUCCUUACCUGCUCCAUCAUGUAUGACAUCAUACAUGACUUCAGCUGUGGUACAGGUGGGCAUGAUUUGAGGGGAAAUGGCUUUGUAUGCCGCGUUGGAACCUGUCCUCAGCCUAAGUGCACUAUGAAUAGGGAUGUUGGAAAACUCCAACAAAAACAGAAACAGGAGCAGAAAUUCCUGGUGUUUCCCUAUUCUUCUCCUGUCUGGAAUGAAAAUCAGUGCAGCAAAUUCAGUAGGUAUUUGCUAUUGUUGUUGCUUUCAGUCCUCAGA
Podarcis raffonei (Aeolian wall lizard) is the source of this 1505-nucleotide messenger RNA. Its product is annotated as olfactory receptor 1B1. Gene Ontology annotation, cellular component: membrane. Bases 21 to 965 code for a protein of 314 amino acids. Gene Ontology annotation, biological process: G protein-coupled receptor signaling pathway. NCBI's taxonomy places the organism in Eukaryota, Metazoa, Chordata, Lepidosauria, Squamata, Lacertidae. The record is from RefSeq and is a predicted model, not a curated record. The transcript has a single exon. Gene Ontology annotation, molecular function: olfactory receptor activity; G protein-coupled receptor activity.